Dendrobium catenatum is the source of this 944-nucleotide messenger RNA. RefSeq lists its product as uncharacterized. The record is from RefSeq and is a predicted model, not a curated record. The transcript has a single exon. Bases 36 to 944 code for a protein of 302 amino acids. NCBI's taxonomy places the organism in Eukaryota, Viridiplantae, Streptophyta, Magnoliopsida, Asparagales, Orchidaceae.
UUCUUCAAGAAUGGCUCACAAAAAACAUCACAACAAUGUUCUUCAAGUGUACAAGAUGGCAAGUAGAAGAGACAAUUGAUCAUCUCAAUUGCCCCUUCCACUACUUCUGUGACAGUUCCUAUGCUGGCAACUUUCCUCCGAUAAUCGAUCUGUCGGUGCUCGCCGCCAUGGCUGUUUCCUUCCUUUCUGCUGCAGCCUUCACAGCAUUAGCAUUCAAAAGCAAUGGUGAAAGUUUUGGCAGAAGAAACUUGAAGAGAAGGUACUUCUUGCCUUCAGGUCCUAUAAUGCUGCCUGUAAUGCUUCUAAUACUUGCCAAUGGACAAAGGAUCAAUACUGUGUUUCCACUCUCACAAUUGGGGCCUUCAAUCCUUCUUCUUAUUCAUGUUUCAGCUCUGUCAUUUGAGAACAAAACUGAUCAGAGAAGUAUAAGGUAUGCAGUACUGGAAGCUUCAACGGUUUCUGGUAUUCUCCAUGCAAGUUUGUAUUUGGAUUCAAUCAUUCUGCCUUACUACACAGGACUGGAUGCUAUUUCGAGGUCCAUUUUCUCAGGUGAGUGCCCUUCCUGCGUGUGCCGUAAAGAAGAUUUGGUGGUCGGAGGGAGAUUAGUAACAUAUAGGGGAUGUUCUAAGACAACUUUGUUCAUUAUUACUGCUCUGUGUUCAAGAAUGCUAUCCAGGAUCUCAGGGGAAGAGAGAUUCACAAUGGUGAUCAAGCUGCUGUUGGAAGUUGUUGGUUGGGUAUCAGUAGCGGCUGAUUCGGUUUAUCUUAUGAUUUUCAUUCCACAUGAAAAUCCAAUCCAUAAGGUGAUGAUCUAUGGAGGAAUUUGUAUUUUAAUUCUUUUUAAUGUGUUUAGGAAGAUCUAUAGUCUCUAUGGUUGGUUUUCUUUGAGGCGUAAAAUGGAAGGGAAGAAAUAUCAAUGUCUAAGCGGUGUUGAAAUUCUAUGA